Messenger RNA from Venturia canescens, 2530 nucleotides. RefSeq names its product regulator of MON1-CCZ1 complex protein bulli (gene Bulli). NCBI's taxonomy places the organism in Eukaryota, Metazoa, Arthropoda, Insecta, Hymenoptera, Ichneumonidae. The transcript is spliced from 11 exons. The coding region runs from base 287 to 2344 and encodes 685 amino acids. Gene Ontology annotation, cellular component: late endosome membrane; Mon1-Ccz1 complex; lysosomal membrane. Gene Ontology annotation, biological process: regulation of autophagy. Gene Ontology annotation, molecular function: protein binding. The record is from RefSeq and is a predicted model, not a curated record.
CUCGGCGGUAGAGUCUCGGGACAAGUUUAUUUUUUUAUUCUAUGUAUAUCUCCUGCUGCUCCUCUCGCUUUGACUUAUUUUCGACGCCUUUGGACACAAACCUUUUGUUUUGCGUGGCACAUAUGCCUCUCUUGUGGGGGAGAUAGCCAAUGAAAGGACAAGAAGAAGAACAAGACAACUUUGCGUUUUGCCUGCGUGCGUGUGUGUAUCAUCCAAAACCAUCGAAACAAUAAGAUCGAUAAAAACGGAGAUAGGAAGAAAAUAAAAAUAAAAAACGAAUAAAAUAAUGGAUAGCGGUGGAGCGGAUGAUAAAGUUGACGAUGACUAUUAUUUGGAAUUGUCGAAAGACCCGGUGCGUUUUGAGUCUGUUAGUAGCCUAACAAACGUAUUUUUCGAUGAUUCGAAACAGCAAGUAUUCGCGGUACGAUCGGGAGGCGUUACGGGAGUUUUGGUAAAGGGACCCGAUCAAAACAUAACCUUUCGCAUGGAGGACAAGGGCCCGGUUAUUUCCAUUAAAUUUUCGCCGUCGAUGAAUAUCCUUGCCAUUCAAAGAACCAACACGUCGGUGGAAUUUGUUAAUUAUUCGGCUUCGACCGGUCUGGACAACGUCGAAUAUUCUCAGUGCUGCAAAGGAAAAAAUGCCACAGUUCAGGGCUUCGUUUGGACUCACGGCAAUGAAAUUUUGCUUGUCACCGAUCACGGCGUCGAACUGUUUCUGGUUAAUCCGACAAAGCGAAACGUCAGAGCUCUUAAAUCGCUCAGUCUCGGUGUUAAUUGGUACGUGUAUUGUCCGCGCAGCUGCAUAGUUUUGUUGUCCUCCGGAACGCUGGGCAAUCAGAUGCAAGCGCUCCACGUAACGCCCGGGAAUCUUCACAAAAUUACUAAAUUCGAGAUGGAAGCAACAGCCGCUAAACCAGGAAAAUUAGCCGUUUCCGAGAGAGACGUUGCCCUGGCUGUUUUGUACGGAACUCCUUGUAUAAUCGUAUUGCGUCAUCAACCGGGAGUGAAUCGCUCUCUGGGAACGGCCUUUGUCUGCGUCUAUACCGUACACAAAAUGUUGACGAUAAAAAAGAGUCACGUUCUCAAGCUCGACAUGAGUGGAAGAUUUGCGAUUAAUGUUCUCGACAAUCUCAUAAUCGUUCAUCAUCAAGCUUCAAAGACGUCGAUGAUGUUUGAUAUAAUGCUGCCGGGGGUGAGCGAUGGAACGGUGAUGCAUCAUGCAAGCGUAGCAGUACCAAAGCCUAUCAAACCUUACAGCCUUAAAGUACCGGGAACGAGUUUUUCCGAAACAGAUCGAAUUCAGCCUUGUCAAUUGUAUUCUCCAAAUUGGGUAGUUUUUCAACCCAACAUCGUGAUCGACGCGAAACUCGGAUGUCUCUGGUAUAUCGAGCCGCGGCUAGAAUCGCUGCUUAACCUCAUACAGGACAAAGUUCUUUUGGUAGAGUUUUUGAUGCUGCGAAAUGACGCCAAAGCAAUUCUACUUGGUGUGUUGCGAUCGUUGGUUGGUUCUCAACUCCCGAAGAGGCUCAUGGACAUGCCAUCGAUAUUCGACAAAUUAAACGCGGUCUAUCGAAAUCACUUGGAAAACGAAAUUCAGAGUCAGAUGGGAACGCCUUUGCAGAAUAUUACGAAAAACUUGAGCGGCCCAAACGCCGCAGACGAUUUGUCAUACAAAUUGUUGCUGGAUCAGAGCGACAUGUACACUCAUAUACUGUCCAAAUUUCCGAGCGAUACGAUCGAACCGAAGAUGAUUGUUUGGGUUCUUCUCGAAUACAUGAGAUCCCUUGCGGAGCAUGGUAUUCCCGUUCAACAUUAUUUGCACGAAUUGGUUAUAACGACCCUCGUUCAGAGAAAAGCGUAUUAUCAGCUUCAUCAAUUGCUCCAGUAUCACGUGGUCGCUGACUCGAAACCACUCGCAUGUCUUUUGCUCUCCUUGGAGAAUCUUUAUCCAGCCGCUCAUCAAUUAGCUCUGGACAUGCUCAAGCGUUUGGGUAACGCGCAUGAGGAAAUAAUCGAAGUAUUGCUCUCCAAAGGUCACAUACUCCCUGCUCUCAGAUACGUCCGUAGCGUUGGAAUGACGGAUCAGAUAUCUGCGCGAAAAUUCCUCGAGGCGGCCAAAACUUCCAACGACUCGACUCAAUUUCACUCGGUCUUCAAAUUUUUCGAGCAACGCAACGUCAGACUGAGAAACACGACUUCCUUCACACGGGGCGAGCAUUGCCAGUCCUACGUUCGUCACUUUGAUUAUCUCUUUCACGGUAAUGAGGAGAAUACCUCCGAAUCCACCGCCGACGCUAAUUCCAAUCUCUCCUGCUCUUCCUCCGUUAUCUCGGCGCAGGAUUGAAAUUUAGCAAAAAAUCCAGUUUUUAUUCAUUCAAGUAUACGACGCUACACUCGAAUCGGAUCAGCCCCAGAGCAACGAGCAAUACUCGAUUCCUCCAACAAGCGAUACGACGACAACCAAAUAAAAAGGCACACCAAUUUCAUUUUUCAUUAUAUAUACUUUAUUGAUAAAUCUUUUUCUCGAUAA